AUGUUGCAGGACCGGGAAGACGAUGACAUCGACGGCAGCGGCCGCGGUGGUCCACCGCUGCCCCCUCCACCGCCUCCCAACCCACACGGCUUCCCGUUACCGGGACCAAAGGGCGAGAAGGGGGACCCUGGCUCUCCGGGUCCUCCUGGAGAUAGUGUAGAGGGUCCGCCAGGCCUUCCGGGUCCUCAGGGACCACCUGGACCUCCUGGGGAGCCCCUGGCCAUCCAUCCAGACGACCCCAAGUACCAGCUCUGGAGAGGGCCACCGGGACCGCCUGGGGUGUGCUCGUGUGAAGACCGGCCGCAGCCUAAAGCCGAGGAUGCCAUAGCCGGCCCUCAGGGACCAAAGGGUGACAAAGGGGACGCUGGAGCUCCAGGAGCACAGGGACCGCCGGGACUCAAAGGCGAGCCUGGAAGAGAUGGAUCAGCUGGAAGUCCUGGACCGCCUGGAAGCCCCGGUCCGCCUGGAACAGUGGACCCAGACACACUCAAGGCGCUGGCGACGGCCGGUCCCCCGGGAGCCGUGGGCGAGAAAGGCGAGCCGGGACUGCCUGGAGCGGGUGGAGGCCAGGGCGAGCCAGGCCCCGCAGGUCCCAAAGGAGACCCGGGCCCCGCAGGCGCGCCCGGCGCCGCCGGGCACCAGGGUCCUCCGGGUCUACCUGGAGUCCCAGGACCGAAGGGCAGCCAAGGGCCUCCGGGACUGGACGGCGCGCCCGGCGUGCCCGGAACCGAUGGCAGGGACGGCGACAAGGGCCUCAAAGGUGAUCCAGGGAUUCCAGGGAGAGAGGGGCCACCCGGCCCUCCAGGACCGACGCCGGAGCUGCCCAUCCUCAACGAGGUUGCUCCAGUUCCAGGACAGAAGGGCGAUCGAGGAGAGCCUGGACCAAAGGGCGCGCCUGGAGAGCCCGGCCCCAAAGGCGACAGGGGCGAUCCCGGGCGACCUGGAGUUCCAGGGGAGGACGGCGGUCCAGGACCGCAGGGCCCACGAGGUGAACAGGGCGACCGCGGCGAGCGCGGCCUGCCCGGAGCUACCGGAGCGCCGGGGCCGAAGGGAGAGCGCGGUCCGCCAGGACCCCGCGUGGAGGUGGGCGCCGGCACGCCGCUGGUGCUGCAGAAGGGCGACAAGGGCGACCCGGGGCGGCGAGGGCGGCGGGGGCCGCGGGGGCCCCUGGGGCCGCCGGGCAAGCCGGGGCCGCGGGGAGACCUGGGGGCGGCCGGCCUCACGGGUCUGCCUGGUCUCCCUGGAGAACCUGGGCCACCUGGGAAACCUGGACUCAAAGGAGAGAAAGGAGACUGCUGUGACGCCACCAAGCUGAAGGGCGAGAAGGGCGAGCCCGGCGUGGGUGCCCCAGGCCCCCCCGGCCCCCCUGGCCCCCCGGGACCCUCCGGUGCCACGUCCACGUCGCAGGGCCGCGUCGGGUACAUACCCGUCCCAGGACCUCCGGGCUUACCUGGGCCGCCGGGUCCUCCGGGUGUGUCCGUGAUGGGCCAGAAAGGCGAGCCCGGAGAACCAGGGGCGCCCAGCUUCCGCUUCCUGCAGUACGACGACCCGAACGCCGGCAGAACAGGUCCGGCGGCCCAGGAGUACAAUGGGAGCGGCCACACCCACCGGACGGCGUUCGAAGAACGCUUCAGGAGCGAGAAGGCCAGCUACGGGGCGGAGGAGGACCGGAACGUGAAGAUCGUGCCGGGCGCCGUCACCUUCGACACCACAGACGCCAUGACGAGGAUGACGGCGGCCAGCCCCGUGGGCACGCUGGCGUACGUGAUGGACGAGCAGGCGCUGCUGGUGCGCGUCGCCGCCGGCUGGCAGUACGUCGCGCUGGGGUCGCUGAUGGCGGUAUCGACGCAGCCGCCGCCCACCACCACGACGACGGAGCGCCCGUCGACGCGCGCCCUGCCCAUCGAGGCCUUCAACGUCGUCAACGAGCCGAGUCUUCGGCUGGCGGCGCUGAACGAGCCGUUGUCGGGCGACAUGCACGGCAUCCGGGGCGCCGACAACGCGUGCUACCGGCAGGCUCGCAGGGCCGGCUUCCGGGGAACCUUCCGGGCGCUGCUGGCGUCGCGCGUCCAGAAUGCAGACUCCAUAGUGCGGCCCGCCGACCGCUCGCUGCCCGUCGUCAACACCAAGGGCGAAAUCUUGUUCACUUCGUGGAGAGAUAUGUUCAACGGUGACGAAGCACCCUUCCCGCGAGCAGCGAGAAUUUUCAGCUUCAACGGCAAGAACAUCAUGACCGACUACGGCUGGUCGAAGAAGCUGGUGUGGCACGGCUCGACGCCGGAAGGGGAACGCAAGAUGGACGCCUACUGCGACGCGUGGCAGUCGACGAGCGGCGAGGGUCUGGCGUCGCCCCUGGCGUCGGGGCGGCUGCUGGCGCAGGAGCGGUUCGCGUGCGGCGCGCGGCUCGCCGUGCUCUGCAUCGAGGCCAGCAGCCAGCUGCCGGCCAGGAGGCGGCGCCGCGGCGCCGGGGGCGGCGGCGGCAGAGACGAAGAUGACGACGACGCGGGAGAGUACCGGCCGCUGGACGACGAGCACCAGUGAGAGCAGGCGCCGAGUCUGCCGGAAAACGCCCGCGACAACACAGAACAGACAAGAGUGUGUGCCGGGAGUUUUGGACUACUGUGCAUGAAACACAACACCCCGUAAUCGUCUGACUCUUGUGUACUGGCGUAGGCUUCCACCCAUGAGUGUCAGAUAGUAUGUGUUCAUCACGGAAAAAGUAAAUUUUAACAUCUUCCGUACACUCUUGCACAAAACGCCCAUUGCACUUACAAACUAUUACAGAUCGUUUCUGCGACUGGCUCACAUGAUACCACUCUACAAAUAGAAUCAAAAACGUAUGAUAUCUUCAUUUUCUUUCUUACAUGUAAUUCCCCCCUUCGAUCUAAUCACUUGCUGUUUCAAUUUUUUUCACAAAUACCCUGACUGAGGUAAACAUUAGUAUGAAUAUUACACCUACUAACAACUUACAUAAAAAACUGAAAACUGCUUAACACGGAUGUUUUUCAGUUGCCCCUUUCCAGUAAAUAUGAAUACUGCAGUUUUGAUUUUAUAGUCUAGGCAGUUUAUAUACGUUGUAAUCUACCUAUCUAUGUGUCCCACAAGGAGCCAUGCACUAUGAUUGUGGCAAAAUGGUGUGCAAUAUUCCCUCACUUCACAGAGUGACAAAUAAGUGUGUCCAUAUAUCUUAAUAACACUAGUAAUAUCUAGUGAUAAUUAAUGACACAUAAUAUGGACAACAGCACUUCAAGUAUCAUGUGCACACUCAAUACAUUUUUUAUCGUUGCUGAUGUAUGUGUGAUACCUUUCUAAUUCACUUGUCGUAAGAUGUAUUUCAUGACAAUGUAUGUGAAUACUAGUCAUCCAAGACGUUAUCAGUUAAAUUCAUAUGAAACUGUUAGAUUGAGGAACUGUGAACCUGUAGAAAUACUACAGGUAUGACUCUAUCUGGUACCAUAAAUAUCUUACCCAUUUUCUCGAGCAGCUGUAAGUCUGCACCGAUAGAUUAAUUUUAUUUGAUUCAUCUUUCUAUUAUUACCAUUCUACUGUAUAGUAAUGAAUAUCUCUUUGUCUAAUGAAUUCAGGUUUUGAUAGACAUUCCUUGCAAACAAUAUUUGCAGAGUUUUAAUAUAUACUAUUCUAUGUCAAUGUGGUGAAAACAAGAAUUGCUCUCUAUAUGUUUACCUAUAUCUGUCCAUUAAGUUUGAUCUAUAUACAAUUUAAAUUUUUAGAACUCAUACUCCUUAUAUUUUCUUCUAUCACUGUCAUAUUGUUAUGAAUGCUGCAGUGAUAUAUAAUGCACUUUGCCAGAUGACAAAAUGUUACGUGAUGUUUAGAACAUAAAUUGGUUGAACUAUAUUUUCUGACCAUGGGAACUCAUCGUAAAUGUUUUGGAAUACAGUAAAUGUAACUUGGAAUAAUUUUGGUAGGCUUCCCAUCAUAACAAAUAUAAUAUGUAGCUUCGUUUUGUCCUUUGAAUAGAAAUAACAUGCACAGUAACUUUAUUUCAACAUAACUUUCAUUAAAAAUUCUUUUUUGCUUAAAUAUUAACUGUUUAUACUUAUACAGCGUUUUAAUCAAACAAUGUCAAAAUAAUAUUUUCAUUCUGCAUUUGAUUAUUAUUUCAGGGAUGAUGAUGAAAUUAUUUAAUUUUCGAAACACACUUAAAUGUACUGACAGAGACAACAAAUUUGUCAAAUCUGAGACAUGUAGUGCAUUUAUCAACAACAAGAAUGACCGUCCUUAAUUUUAUAAGCUUAUACUGAAUGCUCAUCUACAUGUUACUUAAUUGGACAAUACCAGGUUCUGAGAUUCCUGGGCUAUAUUUAAACCUCCUAUUUGUUAGCACAGACUCUAUUAAAGCUACCAUAAACUUGAAAAGAGUUUAUAAUACUUAAUAAUUCAAGAAGAAAAAGGUGCAAUUUUAACUUGUGUCACAAGAUAGAGUGUACAUUAGUUGGCAGUGUAUAUAACAAACGUGUUACAUUUACAGAAAAUAAUAAAAGUGACUUUAUUUUUCAACGCGUUAGUGUGCUACACGAGGCAAUGUUGGCACAAAUAUUCCCCAAGACGGGCAACUUCGUAAGAUAUGUGUGUACAGAAUGUUGUUUAGUGCUUUCACCAAACACCUAUUUUGAAGUCGCUAUAAGAGAUGUAGAACUGUAGGAAUGGAAGAGUUGAGUGAUUUUUAAGAUAGAAGAUCGUCUGUGUUGUGCGCGGUAGCUAGCUUAUACGUGGCGAUGCAAUACUGAUCCCUGUUCAGAAUCCGGCCGCUUGAAUUUUUGUACAAACUUUAGAGCGUUCCUUACUUAUAAACGUGCCAUAAUUGCAGAUAUUCUACCUACCGUCUGCGUAACAUGAAUAUUUGUAAAGUUGUGAACGAACAAAUGUCUGACCAUCGUUUCACUGAUAGUGUUUAAUUCAUCUCCUUCUCUUACACUAUUUGCGUCGACAAGUAAUGUUUGUAUUCAGGGAUCACUUUCUUCUGACAGAACAGACGUAAAAUAUUCCUUGACAAGGCGAACAAUUCCACUGCCAUGUAUUAUUUGAUAUUUGCCGUAAUAUAAGAUGUACUUACUGUCGAAUUGUUAAACAUUUUUUCUCUAAUUAAUUAUACAUAUCCACGACUAUUUAACAUAUCUCCUUCGUACUUCAAAGACUUGCAAAAGAUUUUAUUAUUGUUUCAAAAAAGUGGAAAUUUGAUGCGUAUCUGUUCAAUGAACAAUGAAGCUAAAGUCUUACUUCACAUUUUCAUGCAACUGAAAUCGUUAUACGUUCUGGCGUGUGCAGUCAUUCGGCUGCCUACCUUACUUUCUCAUUUUUGCGAAAGGGGUGUUAAAACCACGAAUAAAACCAAGUAAACUUAAAAUGUCUGAAACUUCAUGUAAGAAUGGAAGUUUAUAAAUGUUGCCUAACUGUUAAACAACAUCCUUCCUUCUGUACCCAAUACUUUUUGUCUAGUUAAGAAUAACACUGUUGAUGUUUAGAAGCUGUGUAGAUCAAUUAUGAUUUCAGUUACACUGGUAUAAGAAAUAAAUCUAUGUCGAGUGUUUA
Messenger RNA from Schistocerca gregaria, 5553 nucleotides. RefSeq names its product collagen alpha-1(XVIII) chain-like. NCBI's taxonomy places the organism in Eukaryota, Metazoa, Arthropoda, Insecta, Orthoptera, Acrididae. The transcript has 20 exons. Bases 1 to 2541 code for a protein of 846 amino acids. The record is from RefSeq and is a predicted model, not a curated record.